AUGCGUAAGCGCAGCGCGACGUACGGCGUCGGGCAGAGAGGCGGUGCUCGCGGCGGAGCGCGGACGAUGCCGCGCUGGCUGUGGGCGGCGAUGCUGGUCUUGGCGACCGGCGCUCGCGCUUGGACUCCACCGGACCAUCUCGUACUAGCGCCGAGACUCCGGCGACAUACAGCACAGACCAAUUCCAGACAACUUCAACUACUUGGAUGGCAACUGGAGUUACAUGAGAACAGAGCUAUUCGUUCGCCCUUCUACAACGAGUGCCAGUUUUAUAAGGGUCGAGUAAUAGACGAGAAGGAGUCUUCGGUGACAGUUACUGAGUGUGACGGACAAUUGUAUGGACUGCUGCAGGUAGGCAAUGAAGAGUUUGUGUUGGAACCGACAAGAACUGAGGGAUCGCACGUGCUUCGACGGCGUGAUGUGAUGUUAUCCGAAUGGACAACUGCUUACAAUCUCACAGGUGAUACAGUAACGGACCUUGAACUUGACUUCGAGGAUGAGGAUGACCCGGUACUAAUGCCGCACAUACAUCCUCGACACAGCGAUUCUCCUUCUGUGGACUACUAUCGCGGAGUGCGCACUAUCAGUAGACCAAUUUCAGGUGUCAAAGGUUUAUGGCUUGAAAUGGCUAUUGUGGCUGACCAUACGAUGCUGAAGUUUCAUGGGAAAGAGAGAGUGAAACACUACAUUCUAGCACUAAUGAAUAUUGUCAGUGCCAUCUUCAAUGAUCCCUCACUGAACUCGAACAUGACUCUUGUAAUCAACAAAUUGUUUUUAUAUGAAGAGAAAGAUUACAUAAUCAAAUUUGGAAAUGUGAAGAAGUCUUUGGAGGCUGUAAAUAAGUGGAAUUAUAGGCAUUUAAUGAAGUUACCACCAGAUAGUACUGGUUGGGAUGCAACAGUAUGGCUAACGCGAUCGCAACUUGGUGGCCCCUCGGGCUUCGCCCCUGUCGGCGGUGUCUGCUCCAGAGCUCGGUCCGCUGCGUUAGACCGGGACGAGGGAUUAACCAGCGCCUUCGUCAUAGCCCACGAACUAGGCCAUCUGUUAGGACUUACCCACGACGAUGACUCUCACUGUCACAAUGAAGCAACAAGAGGGUCCGUGAUGGCUCCUACGGUGCUUGCAACUCUCCACAACUACUCCUGGUCACCGUGUUCUAAAGAACAAUUUCAUGAAAAAUCAAAGCGAUGGUGGUGUCUACAUGAAAGAAGUCGAGAUGAAGGUGUGGAACUGGGAGGAGCUAAAGAAAUAUCUAACUACGUGUUUACAUUGGACGAGCAAUGCCGAACGGAGUUCGGUGAAGGGUUCUCAGUGUGCAAGUCUGUGAAAGUGCGGUCGGCGUGUUCACGGCUCUGGUGCGCCGAUCGCGCCAUGCCCCAUGUCUGCCGCUCUAAACGAGCGCCCCCACUUGAAGGAACGCCUUGUGGAUAUAACAAAUGGUGUGUGGACCGUAUCUGCGAGCCAAUGCCUGGACACGCAUUAAAGACUGAGAGAAACGAAAACACACAGGUUACUGUGAACAGAUUUGAUGAAAAGAAGGGAGAGAAACCAGAGUGGACAGAAUGGGAAGCGUGGAGUGAGUGUAAUGUCAAAUGUGGAUAUGGAUUGCAGACGAGAUUACGGCGGUGUCGGUAUAGGGGGGAAAUAUCAGAGAGUGCGUGUGAAGGAGCUGGCUCUCAGAUGCGCACGUGCUGGGCGGGGUCGGCUUGCGCAGGGGCUAGAGAUGCACGGGCUGAUCUCUGCUACCGGCAAUAUCACCGGUUCAUACCAUACAUACAUCCCAACGACACUCAGCACUGUGACAUGUGGUGUGUGGAGUAUACUGGUGGUUCACCAUCCAACUACGGAGCUCUACCUGAUGGAACUCCUUGCAGCUACAGUAAACCCUACGAUAUAUGCUUCCAGGGUACCUGUGUGAAAGGUCUCUGCAACUCAACUGAUCCUGAGUGCAAUUGGUGUCCAGAUGGCUACUGCAAUAACAACACACACAUAUACACCAGGAGGCUUGGCAAAGGUUGGACCCGAUUGGCAAUGGUACCUCACGGCGCACACCAGCUUUCAGUUCACAUCACAACUCCAGUCUCUCUAAAUAUAGCUCUAAGAGAGCGUAAGAAGGACAGGCAAAUUUUGGAACUAAUCAAACACUCCAAACGCUACGAUAUUGACGACAAUAAAUACUUAAAGUACGAUCCGAGCGUGCCUCAGAAUCUGCAAAUCGUGGAAGUGGAUAAUCACAUAAUAGACAUCAAAGAGGAGGAAGUGAGAUGGGAAGGGUCUGCUGUAGCCGCGGGUACUUUUCUUCGGUGGACCAUUGCAGAAACGGACGUGGUUAUAACAUCCGACUCUCGAUUACACACUGACUUAAUGAUAAUGGCACAUCCUGAGCAUCCAGUAACGUCUGAUGAAACGGUACCAGUUGAAAUGUCACUCAAUUACAGCACACCAGCAAGUCGGACUGUGAACACCACACCUGUCGGCCGGUCACGACCCAUGGACUACACAUGGCCAACCGAGCACAGUCCAUGCUCCGUAUCUUGUGGAGGCGGAAUGCGGUUUGCGCGACCACGCUGCCUACGUGAACAUAGAUGUCCCCCGGUACUGGAACCAUGUAAUACACACAGCUGCGAGUUCACGUGGUCUGAAGGCGAGUGGGAAGAGUGCAGCGCCACGUGCGGUGAUACAGGCGUGCAGGAAAGACAGCUCUACUGCGUGCCGCUCAACGUUAGUAUAUCAUCACGAAGAGAUCUAUUGAGAUACAGUGUAUCACCAGCGCUAUGCUCGUCAAAACAGCCCAGUAAAACACAACCAUGCAAUCGUAUUCAAUGUCCCGUGUAUUGGCGUGAAAUGCCUUGGACACAGUGUUCAGUAACCUGUGGUCGCGGCGUGUCACGCCGUCCUCUAGUAUGUCCGGCACCCAACGAGCAUCUCUGUGGUAAGAAACCGCGGGAACGUACCCGUCGUUGUCGCGCCAGACAAUGCUCCUCCCGCCGUUUUCCUCCACGCAACCCUGUGUGUCCUCCAGCAGACACUACACAGUACUGCGAACUGUUCCCCCCGGAUGAACUGAAAAGAAAUUGUUUCGUACCACCGUUCAGGAAGUAUUGUUGCAACGCGUGUAGAGAAGUUGAUAGGGGACAUUUUAGAGGCAAUGGAUAG
Molecule: messenger RNA, 3156 nt
Organism: Arctia plantaginis
Lineage: Eukaryota; Metazoa; Arthropoda; Insecta; Lepidoptera; Erebidae
Source: the annotation of a GenBank genome assembly